Messenger RNA from Vespula pensylvanica (western yellowjacket), 1274 nucleotides. RefSeq lists its product as uncharacterized. The record is from RefSeq and is a predicted model, not a curated record. NCBI's taxonomy places the organism in Eukaryota, Metazoa, Arthropoda, Insecta, Hymenoptera, Vespidae. Bases 267 to 1139 code for a protein of 290 amino acids. The transcript has 6 exons.
CGCAUUAUCAACCAGUAACCAGCGAUUUGGUCAAUGAAAGACCAAUAAACAAGCGAUCAAACGAUUCGUCUGUGUAUCGCUUGUGUUUUUGUAGUUGUACGAUUAAGUGUGCACGUGUAGAUAUAUUUUCAGUGGUACCAAAAAGCUAGCAACUAAUUCAGAGUACCCAGCGGUUUGAAACAUUGUAUUUAAAAUUUAACGCAUGACAUUUAUUUUAUUUUAUUUUUUUUUUUUUUGGUAUUUUGAUUUUUAAUCAACAUUUCGUGAUGCCUACGAUAGAUAUGCUUAUGUCAGAUUUUUAUAAUGUUUUAUUCAAAUUACGUUAUCCUGAAAUUACAAAAGCAGAACCAGACAAUAUAAGUUCUAUUAUAUUUUCCGGUGAUAAUCGAAUUCAUUUAUUAACAUGGUUACUUGCGGAAAAAGUACCGGACAUUGCGACCGACUUAGGAAAACUUGAAGGUUCUGCUUUGCAAGAUAAACUUGCAAUGUAUUAUUCUCAGCUUGGAAUUUGUAUUAACAAAGAUAUAUUAUUGGGUAAUUGUACAUUAGAAGAGCAACUUUCUACUUUAAAUUUAUUAUUGCAAUUUAUUAAAAAUGUUUAUAUAGAUUCAAUUGAUGUUCCAACCAAUGAGGAAGAAUCAAUUGCAAAUUUAUUGAAAAUACAUUUUAAUGAAGAUACAAAUAAUCCAAGUAAUACAUCUUUAAAACAGAGUUAUGCAGAAGCUGUAAAAUAUUUUGAAGAUAUACAAAAAUUAGAUAAGUCUAAUGAGUCGAAUAAAAUUUCUAUAAUAAAAACCUUAUCUGUAGAUAAUGAAAAUAAUGCAGAACGGAAAAAUAUUGAACAACAAAAGAAUUUUAUUGCACAAAUGGAAAAAUUCAUGGAUACCUAUGAUAUAAUUUCUUCUUGGCCUAUAUCGCAUACAAACAAUGAAAAUACUGCAGAAAACAAUAUGGAUUCAAAUAUCAAAAGUAUACACUCUAAUUUUAUGAUUUUCAAACAGAUGCUACAUAUGAAAGAUGAGAUACCCAAAUUUAAAUUACCAAGUGCAUCACAAAAAGUUAAUUAUGAUAACAAAUCAUUGAAUUCACUUGUAGAAAAUAUUAUGAUUUCUACAGAUGAAACUAUUGAUACAUUAUGAUGUUUGCAAGCAAUGUAAUUAUUAUUAAUCUUUUGUAUAAACAUCGAAUAUUAGUUAUCAACUUAUUUAUAAUUCGCUCACAAAGAGUAAAUCAUAAUAUGUAAUGUUACUGUUUGUUUUCAUAUACCAAAUAAA